AUGGGUCAGGAGCAAGAUCAUGAAAGCGAUGUCGGUGAGGAAGCGCGCAAGGCAGAUGGAAAGCAGCUGCAGCCCAACCAGGACGAAUCCGUCUGUCAGCUUAAAAACGGUACGGCCAAGCUGACCGUCGAAUCGAACGGUGACCUGAAGCAAACCAUCCUCGAUGGGCUGGAGAAAAAGGGUGACCGUGGACUCUGGCUGUGGGUUUUGUUCAUCCUUUGCCUCACACCGAACAUUCUCAAUGGUUUUCACGUGUCGUCGUACGUUUUUCUUGGCCAGCAGCCAAACAACUACUACUGUAUGGUGCCAACUCUCGUGCAUGCCGGCUGGAGUCACGAGGAAAUACGCAACAUCACAGCACCAACCGGUAGUGCCCGGAACGGGACCUGCACAAUCCUCGCCUGGAACUACAACCAGCUGAGCAACCUGAACUACCGGGACGCGCUCAGCUACACCCAGUCGCAUCCACGCCCUACCGAGCUGGACUGCCUGUCGACGGCGUCCACCCACGGGUGGCACAUGUACUACGAUCAGCCGGAGGGCGUUUCGAUCGUGCCCGAGUGGGAUCUGCUGUGCGAGCGGACUGCCCUGCGCUCGACGGUACAGGUGGCCCUAUCAAUCGGGAAGUUUGUUGGCGCGUCCAGCUUCGGGGUCAUCUCGGACAAGUAUGGACGCAAGACGAGCUUCUCGAUUGCGGCCACACUGUACAUCGUGGCCGGGUUGCUAACGACCUUCUCGCCGGUGUACGCCCUGUUGCUGCUCGGUCGCAUCGGACUCGGUGCCUCCGCUUCCGGAGUGUUUUAUCCUGCGUUCGCUUUGCUCACCGAAAACAUUGGCAAACGGCAUCGAUCGUGGAUGAGCAUCGCGUUCAACUUCUCCUACCCCUUGGGUAUGCUGUUUCUCGCACUGGCCGCCUACCUCAUACAGCCCUGGCGGGAUCUAUCGCUUGCCCUCACCGUACCCUCGUUCCUGCUCAUCAUACACCUCUACUUCCUGGUCGAAUCGCCUCGCUGGUUGCUGAGCAAGGGUCGGGAACGGAAGGCCUUCCGGAUGGUGUUCGGACGGAGCGCCCCGAAGGAAUUGCUGGACAGUGCGGCUGUGGCGGAGAAAAACCACGACGUCGACGCCGAAUCUCAACCGGCGGCGACCGUUCCGUUCAGCACCAAGCUCAAACAAUCGGUCAGUGAGUUUACGAAACUGUACGGCACACCCGUCCUCUGCCGGCGGGCUCUAAUAUGCCACUUUACCUGGUGCAUUACGUCACUGUGCUAUUACGUGACAGCGCUCAAUGCGGACAACUUCGCGGCCAACCGGAACGUGUACGUCGCCACGACCGGCUCGGUGGACAUCGUCGCGUACAUCCUCUCGAUCAUCGUGCUGGCGUACUUCGGGCGGCGCAGUUCAUCGUUUUGCUUUUUCCUGUACGCCGGCAUCUGCCUGCUGGUGGUGCUGGCCAUUCCGGAGACCAACACGACUGCCCUGGUGACGCUCGCCAUGCUGGGCCGGGUCGGCAUUACGGCCGUGUACGCGAUCGUCACGUUGCACACGGCCGAACUAUUCCCAACCGAGAUCCGCAACACGGCCCUCGGUAUCUGCUCGACGAUGGCGCACGUCGGUUCGAUUGCGGCACCGUACAUAACGGAUCUGCUCGGACGGCUCGCCUGGUGGAUACCGACCACGAUCUGUGGUUGCUCGGUGCUGCUGGCCGGUGCCCUAACGCUGCUUCAUCCGGAAACACGUGACGCCGCGCUCAAAGACCAUGCGCAGCAGGAACAGCUGGACCACGCAGACGAACCACCACCGACUGACCCAGUGGAUCCGGAAGACGUGGAAGCGAAAAACAAACACUAG
Molecule: messenger RNA, 1851 nt
Organism: Anopheles coustani
Lineage: Eukaryota; Metazoa; Arthropoda; Insecta; Diptera; Culicidae
Product: organic cation transporter protein
Exons: 6
Coding region: 1-1851 (616 amino acids)
Biological process (GO): transmembrane transport
Cellular component (GO): membrane
Molecular function (GO): transmembrane transporter activity
Source: RefSeq, a predicted model, not a curated record